AUGGCGCUGGUUGUUCAGAAGUACGGCGGGAGCUCUCUCGCCGACGCAGACAAGAUAAAGAAUGUCUCCGAGCGCAUCGCUCGUGCCAAGGAAAACGGCAACAGGGUCGUGGCCGUCGUCAGCGCCAUGGGGGACACUACCGACGAGCUGAUCGAGCUUGCGGGCCAGGUGUCCGACAGUCCUGACCUGCGGGAGUUGGACGUUCUUCUUUCGACCGGUGAGUUGAGGUCGUGCGCGCUGGUCGCGCUGAGACUGAACUCGCUCGGCUACCCUGCGAUCAGCCUCAGCGGUGCGCAGGCCGGCAUUCGGACGGACAGCCAGUAUGGCAUGGCCAAGAUCUCUAGCCUGGAGCCGCAGCGCAUUAUGGAUGAGCUGGACGACGGCAUGAUCGUGGUUGUAGCCGGAUUCCAGGGGAUCACUCCCGGCAUGGACACGACCACUCUGGGUAGGGGGGCGUCCGACCUGACGGCAAUCGCGCUCGCGGCCGGACUGGGAGCAGUCCGGUGUGAGGUCUACACCGACGUGGACGGUAUCUACACGGCGGACCCCAGGCUUGUGCCAAAGGCCGCGAAACUGGAUGAGAUCAGCUUUGAAGAGAUGCUGGAGCUCGCGAGCUACGGCGCCAAGAUGAACCCUCGGUCGAUAGAGCUGGGCAUGGUGUACGACACGCCGAUUCUCGUGGCCUCCAGUUUUUCUGACGUGUCGGGUACGUUGAUACAUGGUGAUGCGGACAUGAACAAGAACGUGGGCGAGAUGCGGAACCGCGUCUCUGGAAUAGCGACCGAUACGAAUGUCGCGAAGAUCACUCUCCAGGGCGUCAAAGACCGUCCGGGGAUUGCGGCGAGUCUGUUCGAGCCUCUGGCUGACGUCGGGAUAAGUGUUGACGUAAUCGUCCAGAACGCGAGCGUCGGAGGAACGACGGACCUGACGUUUACAGUCAAGAGAGACGACCUCAACAGGGCGUCUGAGGUUGUCCAGCGAGUGGCCGAAGACCUCGGCAGUACGGGCUUCGUCACAGCGCUCGGCCUGGCGAAGGUCAGCGUCGUCGGGACCGGAAUGCAGGACGCCCCCGGAUACGCGAGUACGAUGUUCCGAACCCUUGCUGAUGAGGGCAUCAACAUAGAGAUGAUAACCACGUCCGAGAUCAGGAUCACGUGCCUCGUGUCCGAGGACGCGGUCGGCCCCGCCUCCCGAGCGCUGCACACCGCGUUCGAUCUGGAUGUGGGAUAG
Molecule: messenger RNA, 1230 nt
Organism: Geodia barretti
Lineage: Eukaryota; Metazoa; Porifera; Demospongiae; Tetractinellida; Geodiidae
Source: the annotation of a GenBank genome assembly